Messenger RNA from Vanessa tameamea, 598 nucleotides. It is a transcript of the gene ND-13A, whose product is annotated as probable NADH dehydrogenase [ubiquinone] iron-sulfur protein 6, mitochondrial. NCBI's taxonomy places the organism in Eukaryota, Metazoa, Arthropoda, Insecta, Lepidoptera, Nymphalidae. Gene Ontology annotation, biological process: mitochondrial electron transport, NADH to ubiquinone. The transcript is spliced from 3 exons. The coding region runs from base 142 to 501 and encodes 119 amino acids. The record is from RefSeq and is a predicted model, not a curated record.
UUCGCCGUAAUGUCUAUUCCUAUUGUCUAUACUCUAUAUUUAUAACCAAUAGCACGGUAUUGGUGAACAAUAUUUUUCUUUAAAGUAUUGUUCAAUUUUGUAGCAUAAUCAACACUUACGGUUUAAAUUGCUAUCACAAUAAUGUAUUCUGUUUCAAGGACUAGCCAAGUUAUUAAAUGUAUUUCUCCUACAAUUAGACCUUUGGUAAUUCGUUGCAUAACAAACAAAAUAGAAGAUGUGGGUACGCACACAGGGCAGAAAUGGGAUUCUGAUGACUAUCGACUUGCCAGAUUUGCAUUGGCUCCAAAACAAGUAAACCAAAAUUGGGCUAUUAACUUAAUAGCUGAAGUUCCACCAAAAGAAGUAACGGAGCGAGUGGUAUGGUGUGAUGGUGGAAGUGGGCCAGAAGGUCAUCCGAGAGUUUACAUUAAUGUGGACAAACCUGGCGAUCAUUCCUGUGGAUACUGUGGGUUGAGAUUUGUUAAGAAGGAUCAUCACUAAAAAUGCUACCAAUUCUUAAAUAUUUUUGUCUAAAUAGAAAUUGUAGUAUCUGACUUUAAUUAACUGAUUGUAAUAAAAUUAUUAAAAAAUAUAUAAA